CUUGGCAAGCUCUUAGGAAGCACAGAGAUGUGUGCAAGCGGCGAGUACCCUUUAGCAACAUUCCAGCUGAUAUUUUAGCUUAAUUGAUAAGUAUUUGAGGCUAAUCUGUUCAAAAAUUUACUAGUUCUAGCAGUGUGAUUUCCUAUCAAAAACUUAUUAAAAUUUAGAAAAUGAGUACUCCUACCAAACACAAAUCCAUGAACGAUGAUUUAGCCUUUUUAAAAUGCAAAAGUGGGUCAUUGAGCAAGAACAGUGUUAAGAAGAACAGGUACAGUAAUGUUAAGAGCAGAUUUAUGGAUAACUGCUAUGCAAUGAAGAAGGAUACACCUCCCAGUACCACCAGUCAGUUCAGUAAUAUUUCUAUGCUCCAACAUCAGGAGAGUGACUCUGAAGUACAGAGAAUUUCAAAAUCGAAGCACAAAUUAUCAGCCCAAAACUCUUCAAUGUCCUUAGCUAAUGGGAAGUUUGAGCAAAAGCCUGAAUAUAACAGGAUCAACUGGACAAAGCAUCACUCUUCCUCCAGAACUAAGCUCAGCCAUGCCCAGUCUUUAACUCCAGUGAGGAAUGCUGCAAGAGAUAGCCUUCUUGACCACUUGAAGAGGAUCAAGCCUCAGAAGAGUAAGAAGAAGACAACGAGGAAAUUAAAAACGAAUAUUUUUAGCAAUCCUAUUAAAAUGAAGAACUUUCUUUCAAAUAUUAAGCAUCAUUAUAACCCCUCUACACUAUCAGGUUGCUUCUCCAUACUAGAUGUGAGGGAUAGGAACUUCGUGUGGAACAAUAACCGUGCUAUCUCAGUGAUCGACCAUUCAUCUCCCUCCCAGAAGCUUGAGUCCAAAAUCUUUAACAAAGAAUUCCUUCCGAAGAACGUUAAUAAGGGUAAAAAUACAAUUUUGCAUAAUAUGAAAGAGAAGAAACUGAGUGAUCCUUCAUAUUCUGAGACAAAGAGAAGUUCAUGGUACACUCCUAAAUCAAUGCUGUUUGCCCCAGAUCCAACGCCUGGAUCAAAGAAGAUCUUCUUCGAUUUUUCAUCUGACUCAACAGCGCCUACCUCUCAAAGAGGUCUCAAAGAGCAUGGCUGAAAGAUUGAUAGAAAACUUAUCAGGAAAAUGAUCCGGAUGAAGAAAUCCAUUAACUGCAGAAUCCAACUUCGGCCUGUAAACAUAACCCUAAAUGGAUCAACAAGGAUAUAGAUUACUGAGAACAGCCGAUAUCAGUACAAUAGCUUUUGAGGAUGGUCUAAUUGCUAGUUGAAGUGCUGGAAGCUUGAACAAGCUAGUUACAUGUGCCCUCAAGAGCCAUAAU
Molecule: messenger RNA, 1302 nt
Organism: Moneuplotes crassus
Lineage: Eukaryota; Ciliophora; Spirotrichea; Euplotida; Euplotidae
Source: the annotation of a GenBank genome assembly